AUGUCCUUCUCAGCGACUGGUCUGCUGAAACUUUGCCGUGUUCAUCCUUUGUUGACACCAUCCGUGGUCAUAAAGUCUGCCCUGGCUCUGUUAGUAAUCUCUAGGACUAACCAUACCCACGCCCUGUUCGGCAGUUUUGAAGCUUCGCGGUCCGAUUUCCCCUUUUCAUCCGACCAAAAUGCCACGAAUGAUACGAUGGACAUUGCUGGUCCGGUCUUCAAUGUAUUGGUGAAUCUUGUCGCUUUCCGGCCCAAAGAAUCCGUCCUCAACUACCUCCUGGCCAUGCAGCAAGAGCAGAGUCUAUUCAACAAACACGCAACUGUUCCUUGGAGAGAAGUUUUCUCUCGAAUUCGGUGCACAGAUAAGACUUUUGCCCAAAUUGCCGAUGCACUUCUGUACAACUGGAUGCCAGGUCUCAGCGCCCUGGUAGCAGGACCAGUUCCUUAUGGAAGCAUGGAAGUCAGCCAAAUUCAAAUUAGGGCGAAGUUCGGAAUGCUGGUAAACGCGGGUAUAAGUCAGAACGGGACUGAAGUGAUAUUACAGUUCGAGGGAUCCUUGGCUAAUCGUUCAACAAUGUGGAUUGAGCGGGUUGGAGAGGAAUUGAAGAACAUCUGUCUUUGGCUCGUGAAAGAGGAGUCUUGGUCACUGCCGCUAGAGAAUUUUACGCAGUCAAUCUUCUAG
Penicillium digitatum Pd1 is the source of this 681-nucleotide messenger RNA. Its product is annotated as acyl-CoA synthetase family member 2, mitochondrial. Lineage: Eukaryota; Fungi; Ascomycota; Eurotiomycetes; Eurotiales; Aspergillaceae. The record is from RefSeq and is a predicted model, not a curated record.